AUGGCGCGCGUGCAGCCUCGGAGCUCGCCCGCAGCGGCGCCGGGGUUCGCGCCCUCCCUCGCCUCCCUCCUCCGCCGCGUGCCGUUCCCCGGGGACGCCCGCCUGCUCGAGGUCUUGCACGAGCACGCCUCGUUUCUCGCCGACGAAGAGCCCCAGCUCCUCGCCACCGCCGUGUUCGCCUUCCUCCGACUCCUCUCCCGGAACCGCCUCGCUCCGGCCGCAGGCAGCGUCGAGUGCAAGGACUGCGAGGAGUGCAAGGGUGCCAAAAAUCUGCAAGAAUGCAGGGGAAUGCUGGUGUCUUUCUGCGUCUCCAUGCUGCAGGAUCACUUCCAAGUGUGCGCACUGCUCGGAAGGGACCUUGUGAGGUCGCUCCACGAGCUGGCGCUCGUGCCGGAGUUCCAGGUGCUGUGGCGAAAUUUGAUACUUGACCCUGCUGCCAACGUCUGUCAGAUCGGCACACCCCGAUGGUGCCCAGCUGUGGCCAUCACGUCAGAGAUGGAGAUGCAACUCUUGUUCAUGAUGAACAAUGUGAAGUGGGGGGAUCAGAAGAGGUACCAGCUGUGGUUUGCAAGGAAGCACCUGAUGAGGAAGGAGGCGAUUGCACACGGUGUGAGGAGUGCGUUUGGGGUGCUAGUGAAGAAGGGAGUGGUUCCGUCAUUGGAGCCAUUGACAGGUUGUGACAAGUUAUCACCGUUGCUCAGGCAAAAGCUUCUGGCAUUUUUAUCUAAUACUUGUGAGGCGGCUGAAGAAGCUUGUGGGAAGCGAAUCAAUGAGGUUUCUAAAGGAACAUAA
Miscanthus lutarioriparius is the source of this 792-nucleotide messenger RNA. Lineage: Eukaryota; Viridiplantae; Streptophyta; Magnoliopsida; Poales; Poaceae. The record is from the annotation of a GenBank genome assembly.